CCCGGGCUCGGCCCGCCCUGCCCUCCCGGACCCAGCGCUGAGGCAGGGAGCGCCAUGGGAUCGCGCCUGUCCGUGGACGAGUCCGUGCGGGUGGUGGUGGUCGGGGGCGGCUUCGGAGGGAUGGCAGCCGCCAGCCUCCUCAAGUCGUGGGCCGUCCCCUUCGUGCUGGUGGACGCGCGGGACGCUUUCCAUCACAACGUCGCUGCCCUCCGCGCCGCCGUGGAGAGGGGAUUUGCCAAGAAGACUUUCAUCUCCUAUGCUGUCACCUUUGGGGACAGCUUCCGACAGGGCAGAGUUGUUGGCAUAGACCCUGAGAGGCAGCAGGUCUUGCUCAGUGAUGGUGAGGAGCUUCACUACUCCCAUCUCAUUCUUGCAACAGGCAGUGAUGGGCCAUUCCCUGGCAAGUUCAACCAAGUCAUUGACAUGGAAAGUGCCAUCCAGACCUAUGAAGACAUGGUGAAAGAGAUGGAGAAAUCUGAGCGCAUCCUGGUAGUGGGAGGUGGUUCUGCUGGAGUUGAGAUGGCUGCAGAGAUCAAAACACAGUACCCAGCCAAAGAGGUCACCCUCAUUCACUCAAAAAUGGCACUGGCUGACGUAGAGCUGCUAGACUGCGUCCGUCAGAAGGUGAAAGAGAUUCUCCUCAGAAAAGGAGUGCACCUCUUAUUUGGUGAGAAGGUCAGCAAUAUGGGAGACCUCACAACAAACCAAUUCCAGAAGGACAUGGUAGUACGGACAGAGAAGGGCACUGAGGUGAUUGCUGACAUGGUGGUCCUGUGCACAGGGAUAAAGGUUAACUCUUCAGCAUAUGCUGGUGCAUUUGGGGACAAAAUGGCAAGUAACGGUGCUUUGAAAGUUAACACACAUCUCCAGCUGGAAGGCUAUGAGAACAUCUAUGCCAUUGGGGACUGUGCAGACGUGAAAGAACCAAAGAUGGCCUAUCACGCCGGGCUCCACGCCAACAUUGUGGUGACAAACAUCAUCAACAGCCUCACACAUAAGCCUCUUAAAACCUACAAACCAGGGUCAUUAACGUUCCUGCUUUCCAUGGGCAGGAACGAUGGCGUAGGCCAGAUCAAUGGUUACUACGUAGGACGUCUCUUGGUCACCAUUGCCAAGAGCCGGGACCUGUUUGUCUCCAAGAGCUGGAAGACGAUGGGACAGACAAUGCCCUCUUAAAGAGGGGAUUGGUAACAAACCAGCAACUGGAGGGUGCACUUGUUUUGCUUGAACAGUCUGGUAGUGUCUCGUGCAGCACCUCCUGAAGCCACGUGUCAGUGUACUGCAUUAAAGGGCCAUCCUGUCUGCUGUGAAGGGGAAGCAGGUACUUUGCAACUGAAGUGCACAGAACUUCCCACAACAAAAAAAACAAGGAAAGAAAGUUUGUUUUGCAUCUCAGUUGAGGUAGCUCUGAGCAAGAAACUUGGUCUACCUUGAUUAAUAACAAUAAAUGCUGGUUUUCAAAGUC
Colius striatus (speckled mousebird) is the source of this 1465-nucleotide messenger RNA. It is a transcript of the gene AIFM2, whose product is annotated as apoptosis inducing factor mitochondria associated 2. The transcript is spliced from 8 exons. Lineage: Eukaryota; Metazoa; Chordata; Aves; Coliiformes; Coliidae. Gene Ontology annotation, cellular component: mitochondrion; cytoplasm. Gene Ontology annotation, molecular function: flavin adenine dinucleotide binding; electron-transferring-flavoprotein dehydrogenase activity. The record is from RefSeq and is a predicted model, not a curated record. Gene Ontology annotation, biological process: apoptotic mitochondrial changes; positive regulation of apoptotic process. The coding region runs from base 55 to 1176 and encodes 373 amino acids.